CCAUCUGGUGGCAAAUCACAGUUCAACUUUCGACAACUCAAGGUCGCACUUGUUCAAUUAUAUAAAAUGGCAACAAGUGCCAGUACUCCUUAUUCGUAUGAUUUGAGUAACGAAGAAGAUGUAAAACAUUACCUUAAAAAUAUAGAAAUCGAGUAUUCCUUUCAUUGCUUUAGUGAAAAGAAUCCUGACGGUUGUUAUAGAUUAGCAUCGUUUUAUGACACAAUAAAAAUUGACAAACAGAAAGCAGUAAAGCUAUAUCAAACAAAUUGUGAUGAUAAUGAACAUGGGGAUAGCUGUAACAAGUUAGCCAAACAUAUGAUGCUGAAGGGAAAACUUGGGGGAGGCAUUAAGGAUGGAAAAACAGAGGACAUUUUUAAAUAUCACCACAAAGCUUGCCAGUAUGGAAACAAUGAAUCAUGUUAUUCCUCAGCACUGAUGAACAUGGACCCUGAAUAUGUUGGUGAAAAUAAAAAUCUUAAAAAAUGUUUAGAAUAUUUCAAUAUAGCUUGUGACCGAAAUGAUGGUAGGAGUUGUAGUAAACUAGGAGAGAUCUAUAGAAAAGGUACACAUGUUCAAAGAGACAUGACAAAAGCCACUGAGUAUCAUAAAAAAGGCUGUGAUUUGGAAAUGCCACAAUCAUGUAUCAAUCUUAGUUAUAUGUAUAGAAAGGGUGAUGGUAUGCCAAAAAAUGAAGACUUGGCUGAAAAAUAUAGAGACAUGGUGAAAAAACUGGCUGAAAAAGAAAAGGCAUCAACAUUAAGAAUGAGUCAAUAGUUUGUUCUGUUUAAUAAAGUAAUAUUUUGAUGUUAA
Molecule: messenger RNA, 810 nt
Organism: Mytilus californianus (California mussel)
Lineage: Eukaryota; Metazoa; Mollusca; Bivalvia; Mytilida; Mytilidae
Product: cytochrome c oxidase assembly factor 7B-like
Exons: 3
Coding region: 67-774 (235 amino acids)
Cellular component (GO): mitochondrial intermembrane space
Molecular function (GO): protein binding
Source: RefSeq, a predicted model, not a curated record